AACUACUCCAGUCCGAUAUAUUUAUCCUGAGUGUCAAGAGAAUAUAAAGGAUCACUCCGCGUGUCGCAAAGAAAGAAGAAAAACUCGUAGUCGUGCGUAGUACAAAUGUGGGAAAAUAAACGGAUUUAUGACAAGCAGAUAGAAAAAAUAAUAAUUUGUUGGAAAAUACGUGUAAGUGUUUGUUGCAAAGUAGUCUGUUUGCAAUAUCGUGAUAACAUAUUGUGCGUAUGUUUUUGUGCCAUAAUAAAAUAAUCAUGAUUUGUCACAGUCAGUAUCUACGGUCGUCUAGCCGCACCGGCGACGGGUCAGUAGGUAAUGUUUAAUAUGUUAUAGGUACGCGGGAUUGAUCGUUAAGCGGUGGGAAAAAGUGUGGGCAGGCUUAUAAAAAAUUCACAGACAAAUGCAGUAAUAACGCCGGUGCGGUCGAUCAGUGGAUAUUACGGCGUUGAUGCCGACGACUGUACGACGGCGUUGACGGUCAGCACAAAAGAACAUCGAUAAUAACAAUAUUAUGGUUUUCUGUUUGAGUACGACUUGGGGGGGCAGACGAAUUAGAAUAAUAUAUUAAAAUCUGAAAGCCGUUUUAUCGAUCCGGUUAUCGCGAGUGACCAUCGGUUUGACGACUUUAUGCGACCACCCGAAAACCACUGCAACGGCCACCCGGAGCUGCAACGUGUGCGCCUUUACCGUAAAAGUCCAGCGUUUCAAAAUGGUUCUGUUUCGAAGUCGGAACUCGAUACGCAACGAAGAUGUUAUCCCGGACAUUUCAGCACCUAGACUUCUGAGGAUGACGGCCAUCAGAAACAGUAUGCGGGCAGAGCAGCUCAGAUUUGCAGAGAAGUCGUAUCACACUGACUUGUACGACACACAAAACAAUGUUGGUGUGUGGAACAAGAACAUGGGACAAAAGUGGCGCAAGAUUCGUCGGCGAUGUUCAUCGUUCAAUGCCGGCGGUAAAAGCAUCAAGGGCGACGAAAAUAGGGGUGUACAUUUGGAUUGUGACAAUCACCAUGAUAGGGGUUUUCUGAUCCCGUCGUCUCCACAGCCUUCGCCUGCUGUGGCCGUGCAAGAUAUCAUCCGGUCAAGAAUUAACCGUAUGCGAAAACGUUGUCCACCCACGCAACCCGACGCAUCUACCGCUUGGAAGACGACGACGGAUUCGUCCACGUUCUACGUGCCUUCCCCAUUAUCGACUCCCGAAUACGAAGAAGCCGACGACGAUCACAACGGACCUUGCUCGUUGCCGGCCAUUUUCGAUAACCUCGGCGACAAUCUGGCAUCACGGUGUCGCAUCGUGGAAACGCCAUCGUCGUGCUCUUCGGGACGUGGUACUGAUGACAGCGACCGGUCUUCAGUGUCCUACAGUGAACAUGGUUUUAACAGCAUUGCUACUGGCAACCCGAUUACGACGUCUCAUGGAUUCGACCAAGACACCCACAACGGCCGGUGCAUUGGCCGUCGGCCCAGCGCCAACAGAUUGUCCUUGAACAUCGUCACCUCCUCAAAGCGUUGCAGUGAUUACGAAACGGACGACGGGUACAACGACGAAGAGGACGACGAGUACGUCAAUUGCAGCCUUCUGUUGCAGAACAAACCUAAAAUGAGAUCUUGUCGCCGGUGGUCGCAAGCCGACUCGCUGGUUUUAGACGCGACACCUCCAAUUUCGGACGAGUCCAUGCGGUUAAACGAUCAGCAGACCGACGUCGUUUACAACGUAGGCUCGUUUCGCAUAGGUGGACCGGUAUCCGUGUCCGGCAUUAAUUCCUUCAAAAUUGGAGCUCCAGUUACCGCCAAUUCCAACAUUUUAUCCGUCACACCCGACUAUGUCCAAUACGCACCAUCCUCGCUGACGUUCACGCCGCCGCCACCACCCACAAUCACCGGUGACCCACUGGACAUCAGAUUACGGACGCCAUCCAGUAGGACAACCACAGACUUGCCCGCCAUUCCCGAGUCUCAACAAUGGAACCGGAUGCCCGUCGCCGCCACAGUGGACAGACUCGAGAGAAAUGGAUCGACGAAGGCGAGACGAAAUAUUUAUCGCACCAUCGAUAAAAAGAUAACAAAUUCCAUCAGCACCAGUUGCCGACGCGACGUUCAGGAAAAUAAAAAGGAAAAUUGUUUUUACACGUUGCCACGGGGAGGCGGCAAAGACGCAUGUUUCACAAUCAUGACGGUCAAGUUCCAUAAAGGUCCGGGAAACAAAUGCUUGGGCUUCAGCAUAGUCGGCGGUACAGAUUCACCCAAAGGAACGAUGGGCAUAUACGUGAAAACUAUAUUUCCCAACGGACAAGCCGCUGACCUACAAUCUUUGAAGGAAGGUGAUGAAAUUUUGACUGUCAACAACAAACCAUUGCACGGUCUAAGUCAUCAAGAAGCAAUAGCAGUCUUCAAAGAAAUUAAAUUAGGUGAAGUGGCUUUACACAUAGGAAGGCGAGUUCCAAAGAAAAAUCGCGAAUCAUGUAAAACCAUCAGAGAUCCUUGAACGAAGAAUUUACUACGAUUCUCUUUCAAUGGAUAUAAUUUGUUUCAAACCUAUUGUACCUUUCAUAUUUUAUAACUGUUUGAUUUUAAUACAUUUUAUUGUUACCAAAGUGUAAUGAAUUGUAAUAUUAUAAAUUUUAAUUAUAUUUUAUAACUAAACAUUAAAAACUAUUUUUAAUAUUUGUUUAAAAAUGUAUUGUGACUGGUGUAUUUUUGUUGUAGCCUACUUUUUUAAGAUACGUAAGAAGAGAUU
Daktulosphaira vitifoliae (grape phylloxera) is the source of this 2737-nucleotide messenger RNA. RefSeq lists its product as uncharacterized. The transcript is spliced from 7 exons. The record is from RefSeq and is a predicted model, not a curated record. NCBI's taxonomy places the organism in Eukaryota, Metazoa, Arthropoda, Insecta, Hemiptera, Phylloxeridae. Gene Ontology annotation, molecular function: protein binding. Bases 710 to 2485 code for a protein of 591 amino acids.